Acanthaster planci (crown-of-thorns starfish) is the source of this 3725-nucleotide messenger RNA. RefSeq lists its product as uncharacterized. The record is from RefSeq and is a predicted model, not a curated record. Lineage: Eukaryota; Metazoa; Echinodermata; Asteroidea; Valvatida; Acanthasteridae. Gene Ontology annotation, molecular function: sarcosine oxidase activity; flavin adenine dinucleotide binding.
UUGACUGACGACCUCACGGCCUUUGCUUAAAAGUAGCGCUGACUAUGGAGACCCCAUAUUAUGACAGCAUCGUCGUAGGCUGUGGAGGUAUUGGCAGCGGGGCGUUGUACUGGCUAGCCAGACAGGCUGGAAAGGGAGUUCUCGGUUUGGAACAAUUUAAACUCGGCCAUGAAAACGGCGGCUCGCAAGACCACUCAAGAGUCAUUCGUAUGGACUACGUUGACGGUGAAUACAUUGACCUGUGCCGCGGAGCUUACUCAUGUUGGGAAGAGGUCGAGAGGGAAUCGGGUCACCGACUGAUUCACAAAACAGGUGGAGUCUCGUUUACUGAAGGGAGCCCUACUGCCGAGGGGUAUAUUGCCAAAUUUGAGGAGGCAAUGAAUAAACAUGGCGUCAGUUACGAGAGACUAGACGGAGAUCUGCUAAAGAAACGGUAUCCACAGUUCACAACAACGUCCGACUGUCAGGCAAUUUUUAUUCCCGAUAAUGGUGUCCUCGAUGCGGCGCUAGCGAAUGCAACUAAUAUACAGCUAGCGAGGAAACAUGGCGCCACUAUUCUGGAGGAGGUAAAGGUGACUGGUAUUACCAAGUACAGAGGACUCCCACUGGUUCAAACUAACCGUGGGAAUUUCCGAAGUCGUCGGGUGGUUGUAACGGCUGGGGCCUGGGCCAACGACGUGCUGCAAUCCGUCGGCGUGAACGUCCCUCUCCGCGUGACCCAAGAACAGGUCACCUACUUCGCUACGCCACACUUACAGGACUUCACAAAAGACCGAUUUCCCUGUUGGACCUUUUUUUCACCGGAAGGAGAAGUGUAUUAUGGUUUGCCCAUUCACGGUGCUGCAGGCCCGAAGAUUGGCAUUGACGCUGCGGGGGAUGUUGUCACAGCGCACACCCGCUCAUUCGUCCCAAAUCAAAAGAACAUUGAGAAGUGCAUCAAGAUGUGUCAGACGUAUUUACCGGGGUACCUAGGCCCGAUUUUGAAGACGAAGACCUGCUUAUAUGCAAUGACUCUGGACCGCCAUUUCGUGAUUGACACGUGCCACCGCACUGGGUUCCCAGAAGUCAUUGUGUGUUACGGUGCAGGACACGCAUUCAAAUUUGCAAGUGUCCUGGGGAAAAUUCUUGCCGAACUGGUAAUUGAUGGCUGGACCAGCUUCGAUAUUAAAUCGUUCUCCCUCGACCGUCCGGCUGUGACGGAUCCGGACUUCCAGCCGGCAAUCGAAAUAGGCAAAUGGCGGGAACUCGCUCAACUGGGGAUUUCAAAACUGUAGUUGGUACCGAGGAGGGCGCUCUGGCAUUGUUUUCAACAAUGAUGCAGAUGCAACAAUCUCAGCUACUACUGAGGAUUCACACUGUAAAAACAAGUCGUAACGUUUAAUGCCUUACAAACGCUUUCCUGGUAACACUUUAGGAAAUUGUUUGGCGUUACUAAUAUGAAGCUAAACCACGUUGUUGGUUUAUUUUUUCCACAAAUACUUGUUGGUGUGUUUAUAAAUUUUAGCCACAAUGAAAAAUUUAGGUGUUAAUAACAAGACACCAAAACACUUUUAUCGUGUGGUAACACUCUUGAACACCAAAACACAUUUAUUUCCCCCCCAAAACGUGUUUUAUUGUGAAGGGUUAGAUGUCUACAAUUAACACAAAGACUUGUUUAUAAUAGCCUUCGGUUAUUACAGUGCUUGUCCUGGACCAUUUUGCCGACAUCUGAUGUCAUUUCCUCACAGGUUAGUUCACGCUUAUUCCUUUCACUCCACCGUAUAUCUAAACGCAUAUGCAAACGAACAGUAAUUUCACAUCACUAUAUACACCACAGAGCAAAGUUUUGAAGCUUUUAAAAGAUCAAGCGCUUUGCACUAAUAAUAGUAAACAUUUAUCAUGCGCCAAUUUCAUGCAUAUGAUCAAAGGCGCAUAACGGAAUCAACUUAAAAUACGGAGACUUUAGCAAAUAAAAAUAUUAGAUGAAAUAAAUCAUUAUGAAAAAAACAUCACCGUAUCAAUUCCAAAACCGCAGUGUGGGGAUUGAUACGUCUGUCCCGCCAACAGGGGCAGAAAUGCUGCCUUAGCCUAACCUUCUAGCAUCUGCGACGUCUCAAGUUUUCCCAAGGCCAGACGCCUCGACCAUACCUACGUAAUAAAACACUCAACUUCCCGACAGGGUGAUACCAGAAAUAAGAAGGCCCACAUUAACAUUAUUAAAAAUUAUACUAUUUUGCAAAUGCCAUAUGAAAAAAAAGAUCAAUUUCGCCAUGGAAAAUUUAAACUCUUGAAAGUCGCUUGUGGAAGACUGCGGAUACGAUCACACAAUGACGUAAGUGGUGUCAUGCCAAUUGUCUGACAUGUGGGUCAUUCUAAAAAAUAGGGUACAAUUCUUUUGUGUUCCUGUCACAUUCUUAAAUUUCCAAGGGUUAUUAAUUAAGCGAUGCAGAUGACCUGCCAAACAAAUGAAAAUAUUUCAAAGUCAAGUUUAAAACUUCCGUGUAAAAAUUACACAAGCCACAUGAAAUGGGAACAAAAAGUUACACCUUCGGAUACCUUAUUUAAAAAUGACCCUCGUGUAACUGUUUUCCUCGUUUUAUUUUAGUUUUAUUGUAGGUUCUUAAGAUUGAAUACAAUCAUUUGAAAUUAAUUCUGCUGAGGUAAAAGCAACGUAAUGAAAACUAUUGUUAUCAUUCCGGUCUGAACUCUGAGUGUGACUUUCGCUUUCAAGAACAAGCUUUUAAAGGAUUUUUCUUUUCAUUUAUUUCAUAUUGUACACUUGAAAACUGUGUUUUAUCUUGCUGCCGUUUCGUAAACAUUUUUAGAUUCUGAGUACGGGAUACAUACAUCGAUGUUCAACUGCUACUAUCCAUCAAACUUUUGUAAAUAUUUUAGCUUAUAAAAUUAUACGUGUUUACUAAGUGAUAGCAAGAGAGUGUUUAGAAAGGAAUCUAAUUCACAAACAAGUUUAUAUACAUUGUUAAACCAUAUUUCAUAAAAAAAACUACGAUAAUAUAUACUUGCUGGUUUGAUAUUGUUUGAUUAUUUGGACACAUACGGCUCAUUAACUGAUUUUUUAUUUAUGAUAUGGUAAAACGCACACAAUACUCAGUAUUUUUUUUCAAAUACAACGAGGCUCUGAAUUUGCAAUUUGUUUGUCCCUUUUCCCAUAUGAACAGAAUUGUGAUUUUCCGUUGGCCUACACCAAUGUCACUCUGCACAGCUUUGUUUCUCAAAUCUCCCGGAAAGGGGGUGUAAAUUUGAUCAGAUUUGAGAAGCUAUAACGUACAUUUCACUUGUUGAGAGACUGUUCGAGGGGCGGUUGGAAAUUGAUUGAAAAAUCACCUUCUUGGUCCAUAGACCGUCUGGUUUGAAAAAAAGUAAUAAUAGUCAGAUGUAGGUCUUUUCAACACAAGACAUCCUUAGAAAGGCACUGUAUUCGAAGCUUUUUUAAAGCUUGUCAAUCCCUCUUAUGAUACCCCUUUAUUAGAAAAACAUAUUCAUCUCAAAAGAAAAUAAAGACAAAGAAAUUUGAAUAAUGACGACUGUUACCACCUCACACACAUGAAGACAUUGCUUUUGCCUGUUCAGCACACUAAUGGCGUAAUGCAUAGCACACCGUUCGGAACAGUUGAAGGUGCUUUUAAAGCUGCCACUUUUCCGUUUCAUGUUUGGUGUUAAUCAUAAAUCGUUAUUGAUAUUAAUAUUAUAUGAUACCAAUAAUAUAAAAUACUCCUUUUGUUUUA